Lobosporangium transversale is the source of this 1356-nucleotide messenger RNA. Its product is annotated as ribosomal protein S7 domain-containing protein. The transcript has a single exon. Gene Ontology annotation, cellular component: cytosolic small ribosomal subunit; ribosome. Gene Ontology annotation, biological process: ribosomal small subunit assembly; translation. The record is from RefSeq and is a predicted model, not a curated record. Gene Ontology annotation, molecular function: mRNA binding; structural constituent of ribosome; rRNA binding. The annotation marks the transcript as partial. Lineage: Eukaryota; Fungi; Mortierellomycota; Mortierellomycetes; Mortierellales; Mortierellaceae.
UUUUAUUUUCGGUAAUUGAACCACCCUGCACGGACUGCAAUCCAUUCAUACAGGGCAGAAGGAAUUCAACCAUCCAACUUCACCCUCUAUCCAUCCAUCAGUUUAUGAAUGUGUAUCCAUUCGUGGUUCACUUAGACAGGAAGAAAUCAUUAUUUCAAAUUUUUCUACUACAACAAUUGGUCAUAUUGAGCUUGAGAUUCAGAUUUAUUAAUCACAUUGAUUUACUGAAUAUUUUAACUGAGAAUCUAUCAAUUGGACGCGAGCAAAGCUGCUCAUCGCUCAAUCUAUUGAGAACCUUUCAUUAAAUAUUGAUAUUGAGAACUCAGGAAGAACAGGACAUCAGGACAAAAGAAUUGCAAGGAUCUUUGGCGAUCACUUCCAGAUUCCAUCAAUCUAAUUGUGUUUAUUUCCCUGUAACAGAAAUGGCUACCCUUGCUCUUCCUGCCGGUAUUGAGACCGAUGGCGCCGUCCGCCUCUUCAAUAAGUGGUCCUAUGAUGAUGUUGAGGUUAAGGAUAUCUCCUUGAUCGAUUACAUCCAAGUCAAGGCUCCAGUCUACUUGCCUCACACUGCUGGUCGCUUUGCCACUAAGCGUUUCCGUAAGGCUCAGUGCCCUAUUGUUGAGCGCCUCACCAACUCCUUGAUGAUGCACGGCCGCAACAACGGAAAGAAGCUCAUGGCUGUCCGCAUCGUCAAGCACGCCUUCGAGAUCAUCCACUUGCUCUCUGAUCAGAACCCUAUUCAGGUUCUUGUUGAUGCCAUCAUUAACACCGGUCCUCGUGAAGACUCCACCCGUAUCGGCUCUGCCGGUACCGUUCGUCGCCAGGCUGUCGAUGUCUCUCCUCUCCGCCGUGUCAACCAGGCUAUCUCCCUCUUGACCAUUGGAGUAAGUUUUUUUUGUUGCCAUUUUUUCUUGAAUCUGUCUUUUGAGUGAAUCCCAUUGAAGUGACAACUUUCGACAAGUGUAGUGUAUUGGUGUUUGAACACUUGUGCUAUGAACCUAAAAUCAUAUAGUGAGUUGGUUGGGUUUACUGCAUGAUGUGUACCCUUUGAAUACCUAUCACGUUAUUAUUGUCGCAUUGUUGCGUGCUAAAUGGGCACUUUUCUCUCGACGACAGCCCAAGCAUCUCUGUAUAUAACGCGCUUUAUCUAGAUCCAGAGUAAGAGGUUUCGCCCCUUACGGUUACUAACGCCCAUCUCUAUUGCUACCUACUAUAGACUCGCGAGUCUGCUUUCCGCAACGUCAAGUCAAUUGCUGAGUGCCUCGCUGACGAGCUCAUUAAUGCUGCUAAGGGCUCCUCCAAUUCCUACGCCAUCAAAAAGAAGGAUGAGUUGGAGCGUGUUGCCAAGUCCAACCG